UGUGCAAUGCAGAACAGCUUCUGAGGAUAUCAAGUGGAAAUAGAAAGAGUAACGCGUGGUGUAAAUGGGGUACGAGAAGCAAAGUUUCGACCGUUCAGGGCCAUCACACCUAACUUCCAUUGAUUGGAUGAUAUGGGAUUUAAAAUGUGUGCCACUGUAUGCAGGCAGAAUCCACAACAUCAAAGGUCUGUUGCUGCAUGUUUGGUUCAGGGUGUCUAUGUUGUUGAGCGGGACCGCCAAGAGGAACGUGAAGGGCCCCAAGCCCUUGCUCCUCCUUGGUGGGAGUUCUUCCAUUCUAAGUUGCUCCGCAAGCUUGUGGAUGAUGAUGGUUCCUCAAUCUUUGGUGCCAUUUAUGAAUUCAACUCCCCAGUAGAGGGAAAACCUCGUUUUGUAAUUGCCUUCCGAGGCACCUUGUUGAAGAAAAGCACAAUCUUAAGAGAUCUUGAUUUGAAUGUUCAGGUGCUCCGAAAUCAACUUCACCGGACAUCUUGCUUUGAGAUUGCUAUGCAAGCUGUCUGGAAUAUGGUUGAUGCAGCAGGUGAUUCAAAUGUUUGGUUAGCUGGCCAUUCCUUAGGGUCAGCCAUGGCAAUGCUUGCUGGAAAAACUAUGGCUAGCAAUGGCAUUUCCCUCAAAUCUUUUCUCUUCAAUCCACCAUUUCCGUCUGCCCCGAUAGAGAGGAUGAUUGAGGACAAGAGAGUGAAACACGGGCUUCGGAUCGCAGGUAGUGUGAGUACAGCAGUCCUCUAUAUUGCUACGAAGGCUAAACAACAACCACAAGAGAGAAGUCAUUCAGAAGAAAACCCUUUCACUACUCUGUCUGCAUGGUUCCCUAGUCUAUUUGUCAAUCCAGCUGAUGACAUCUGCUCCGAAUAUAUCGGGUAUUUUGAACAUAGGAAGAAGAUGCAGGACAUUGGAGCAGAAGCCAUUGAGAGGAUAGCAACCCAGCAUUCUAUUGUGGAUCUACUAAUGCGUGCAACGGGAAAUCAGCCAGCGCCGGAGCCUAUAUUGCACCUCAUUCCUUCUGCAAACCUGACAGUUAAUUUGACCCCGUCACGGGGUUUCAAAGAAGCCCAUGGAAUUCAUCAAUGGUGGAGAGACGAUCUGCAACUCCAGUCUGAGGUUCACGAAUACAGAUAGUUUUCGGUGUAAUUGUUCCGAUUAUUUUCCAUGUACUCAAGGUUUUAAGUAGUCAAACAGCCUCCAAUCUUGUUUUCAUCAGCCAUGAUUUCGAAAAGAAUAAACCAAAGAAGUGAAGAAGUUUACUAGUUAAGGAAGAAUAGGAGCAAGUAGGGACCUGCUUGGUUGCGUGAAUGCAAUGGCAUAAGAGUUGUAAAUUAUGAGUUGCGGAAUGGAAAUUUCAU
This is a messenger RNA of Prunus persica (peach), 1361 nucleotides long. Its product is annotated as GDSL esterase/lipase At4g10955. NCBI's taxonomy places the organism in Eukaryota, Viridiplantae, Streptophyta, Magnoliopsida, Rosales, Rosaceae. The transcript has 2 exons. The record is from RefSeq and is a predicted model, not a curated record. Bases 133 to 1137 code for a protein of 334 amino acids. Gene Ontology annotation, biological process: lipid metabolic process.